Aspergillus bombycis is the source of this 1440-nucleotide messenger RNA. Its product is annotated as putative dimethylallyl tryptophan synthase. The coding region runs from base 1 to 1440 and encodes 479 amino acids. Gene Ontology annotation, biological process: alkaloid metabolic process. The transcript is spliced from 2 exons. NCBI's taxonomy places the organism in Eukaryota, Fungi, Ascomycota, Eurotiomycetes, Eurotiales, Aspergillaceae. Gene Ontology annotation, molecular function: transferase activity, transferring alkyl or aryl (other than methyl) groups. The record is from RefSeq and is a predicted model, not a curated record.
AUGGCCUCGGGCUAUAUAGAACUUUCCAUGGAUGCUGUCGAGGUCCUAAUCAGCAUCAUUUCCAUUCACUCGCACCGACCUGCAGUGAAAGACUACUCAGUGCAGCUUCAGCACACGAAAACAGCAAGCAACAUGUCCAAUCCGAGGCUGGAGGCGUGCCCAGCCCAUCAAGCCCUUGCUCGAGGCAUGGGGUUCAAGAACAACCAUGAGAAGCUAUGGUGGGCUACCUUUGGGCCUCUCCUUGAGAGGCUGCUGGCCCUCUGCGAUUACCCAAUGUCCCUCCAAUACCGGCACCUAUCAUUCGUCUACCGCCAUGUCCUUCCUUACCUCGGUCCAUAUCCGACCGUCGAAAACGGUUGGGUAUGGAAGACCUGCUACUCACCGGACGGAACGCCAGCCGAAGUCAGCCUCAAUUUCGACGGGCCAAGGAAGACCGCGCGUAUGGACCACGUCCCUAUGAGCCGGUGGAGCGGCACAUUGCAGGACCCCUUUAGUCAAAACGUGGCCCUGGAAUCGAUCAAGUCAUUGGCUGCUAUACUCCCUGACUUUACUUGGGAAUGGUUCGACUAUUUUGUCCAACGAAUGUACAUCCCCGAAUCGUCAACUGAGACGGUGCUCGCACGACAGCCCCCGGAAUUCGUUCAUAUGAUCAUGCAGGGUGUCAAUGGGUACGACCUGCUAGACAGUGGCGUUCGGGUGAAGCCCAUCUUUAACGGGCUUGCCAAAAGUGUCGAAACGGGGAUAUCCCUGGACAAGAUACUGUUUGACUCAAUUCGCAGCAAUACUGAACUUUUCGGUGCAUACCACCCCGCCCUCAAGGUUAUAGAGGGCUACUGCCAGUCGGACCAAGCCAAGCAGUUUGGAACAAAGGCCUGUUUCCUCAGCUUCGAUGCCACCAACACCAAGGACGCGCGACUUAAGAUCUAUCUGCAUGGGCCACAGACAGCAUACAUUAAGGUCCAGGACGCGUUUACCCUGGGUGGCCGCCUCGAUAGCCCCAAUAUUCAGGCUGGUGUUAAGGAGCUACGCAAGCUUUGGUAUGGGGUGCUCAAUCUGCCUCCAGACUUCCCCGAAUCGGAGGACUUGCCCGUAACCGACGACCUUUACCAAGGCUGGCAGGCUAAUUUUGAAUUGCGGCCCAACAACCCUGUCCCAGAGCCAAAGGUAUAUAUUCCCGUGGCAAUUAACAAUAAGGAUCAAGAGAGUAUUGUCCAAGGACUCCAGGAGUUCUUUUCCCGUCAUGACUCCAUGGACGUACAGGACUAUCGACACAUCUUUGAGACGCUAUUCUUGGAUGGUGACAAGCUCACUGGAAUUCAUCACUUUAUCACCUUCAGUUACAAGUCCCAUCCGUAUGUCACUUGUUACUACAAACCACAUGUGGUCCCAGUCCCAGCCAAGGAAUUAGAAGAGCCAGAUGUGAAGGACCUUUCCAAGUAG